ACCACACAAGACCACCACCACAACAGCAGGCGUCAGAACAAACGUGGUGGCGGAGGUGCCUGGCCUGGAUGUGGGACCGCUGGUGGCCCUCAGGGUAGCGCUGGGCGACACUGCCAGACUACCCUGCCAGUACCCACGACCUGCCGACGACUCCAUCAGCCUCGUUCUCUGGUACCUCAACCACACCUCCAGGCCCUUCCUCAGUUUCGACGCUCGUGAGGACGUGGAGAGAGGCGGCCCCGUCAGCUUCAGCGACGAAACUGACAACGCCAUCGUCAGCAGAGAUAUCAGCAGCGGUGGCGUCAGCGGCAAGGGUGUCGGGAGGAAGGGCUCGGGAAGGGGCGGCGUGAGGCGGGGCAGGGUGUGGUUGGAGAGGGGAGGCACGGCCCUUGUGGUGCAGGAGGUCGGGCUGAAGGACACGGCUGAGUAUCGCUGUCGGGUACAUUACCGUCUCUCUCCUUCCUGGACCCAGAGACUCCUCCUUACUGUUCAUGAAUCGGUGGCCGGGCUGGAGCUGGUGGACGGGACGGGCCGGCCAGUGGAGGGAACAACGUUGGGACCCUUCUCUCACGGGCACAAGCUCAGGCUGGCGUGUAGGGCCCAUUAUGGAGGAGCCAAGGUUGUGUCACUGGUGUGGUUACUGGAUGGAGUAGAGAUGGACGACUCGUGGGAGGUAGCAGACGCAGGCGUGGUCACCAACCUGCUGGAGAUAGACGGCCUGCAGCACCAUCACCACAACGCCCACCUCACCUGCCGCCUCACUACCCACGCCCACACCCACGUCGCUGCCAAUAUCACCGACGUCUCCACUACUAUAACAAUGUUUCAUGUGCCUGAGGCGAGAAUCACAGCUUGGGGCAGCCAGGUGACGGAGAGUGAGACGGGUUACCUGGUGACGGAAGGCAGUGACCUUACCUUCCUUUGUACCGUCACUGCCCACCCCCCGGCCUACAACGUCACCUGGCUCCAUAAUGGUCGGGUGGUGAGUGAAGGGGGUCGGCGGUGGCGGAGGGAUGACUGGCAGCUACAGGUCUCUCAGGUGAGGCGGGGGGACGCUGGCCUCUACACCUGCCUGGCCUCCAACUCUGAAGGUGAUGGACACUCAAACGCCCUACUCCUCCAGGUCGCCCAUCCCCCACAAUGCCAGGAUUCAGGUGAGCAGCAGGUGGUGGUGGCCGUCAACACCUCCGUCACCCUCACCUGCAAGAUGGACGCCCUCCCUGCCCACCUAACCUUCACCUGGACGCUUGCUGACCCGCCCACACACCACCAGGACGCCCACAAGGACCUCCGGGGCGGGAUUAUCACCGGGGACGCUCCACCUCCUCAUCACCCGGGGCUAAUUGAUCUCACCCCAGGACAUCCACCCGGUGUUUCCCCGUCUUCUGGCCCCGCGGGGGACGUUCAAGACGUCUGGGGGGAACACCUGGGGGACGGGGCGACAAAGGGGAUGAUCUUGGAGCAUCAGGUUCACCCUCAUGACCCAAGGAAGUCAAGUGUGACCCUCACGCCCACCUCCCCGGCACAGGUCUUCUGCUACGCCAGGAACAAGGUCGGGAGGACGACUAUACCGUGUACUUAUCUGCUGAGUCUUGUGGAUCCACCUCAGCCACUCCGGGACUGCAACGUCACAGUCGUGGGGUUGACCCGGUUGGAGGUUAAGUGUCAUGACCUGGCACCGACGGAGAGUGACCAGCAGGAGUUGACACAGGUUCACCACGCCCCAGGUAUAAGCUUCGUCAGGUCAUCCGGGGUCAGACCCAGCACCAACCUGGAGGUAUGGUCGGAGGGAACUUUAAUAGACAACGUCAGCAGUGCUCGACCGGAGCUGACGGUGGGCGACCUUCCUCCUGACAAACACUUUCUGUUAAUGCUAUAUGCUGUCACCCCACACGCCCGCUCCAAGCCCCUUCGCCUCCACGCCCGCACCCCUCCACACCCCUCCAUACAUCUUAAAGAGCCGUCUACGAUUGUGCCCGCCCAGGAGGACCCGCUACCCAUCGACGACAGCCUGUGGGGAGCGCUAGACGGCACAGUGGGCGGAUUAGUGGGUGGCUUACUGGGUGGGAUGGGCGUAUUGCUACUUCUCUUUACCCUGGCGGUGGUGGUGGUGAGACUGAAGCACCACCAGCAGGGAGAUGGAGGUGUUGGUGAAGGGGGUUCUCCAUCCACCAACACCAGGCCGCUCCACCAUGAUCUUCACCACUCCACAAGUCACUCAAGUCUUACCUUGGAGUCACGUGCAUCAGUGUACUGUGUGGGGGGUUCUGGAGAAGAGAGAGGGAGCGACACACCUUGGCAAGAGACUUCCAUCACUCCCCUCGUUGCUCUCACCACUCCCCUCACCCCCCUGGCCGACCCCCAGGUGUCAACGCAGGUGCUGGAGGACACCUGCACUAACGACUCAGUAUAACACCCGUGACAUGACUCCUCACGCAGCCUACACACCUGUGAUAAUGAAAUUUCUUGGAGCAGGUGUAAGAAAGAUGAACAUCUGUUGGCAAAUAGUGGCUAUGGGCGUACAGCCAUUAUCUAUUAUAUGGUCAGUGGACAGUGUCUGCGGCCAGUGGACAGUGUCUGUGGCCAGUGUGGGUGGUCAGAGGACUGUCUGUGGCCAGUGGACAGUGUCUGCGGCCAGUGGACAGUGUCUGUGGUCAGUGUUGAUGGUCAUAGGAUUGUCUGUGGCCAGUGUUGGUGGUCAGUAGGCAGUGUCUGUGGCCAGUGUUGGUGGUCAGUGGGCAGUGUCUGUAGCCAGUGUUGGUGGUCGGUGGGCAAUGUCUGUGGCCAGUGUUGGUGGUCGGUGGGCAAUGUCUGUGGCCAGUGUUGGUGGUCGGUGGGCAAUGUCUGUGGCCAGUGUUGGUGGUUAGUAGGCAGUGUCUGUGGCCACUGUUGGUGGUUAGUGGGCAGUGUAUGUGGCCAGUGUUGGUGGUCAGUGUCUGUGGCCACUGUUGGUGGUUAGUGGGCAGUGUAUGUGGCCAGUGUUGGUGGUCAGUGUCUGUGGCCACUGUUGGUGGUUAGUGGGCAGUGUAUGUGGCCAGUGUUGGUGGUCAGUGUCUGGGGCCAGUGUUGGUGGUUAGUGGGCAGUGUCUGUAGUCAGUGGACCGUGUCUGUGGUGUAUGGAUAGUGUCUGUGCGCCAAGGAAAGUGUCUGUAUCCCAUGGGAAGUGGCGGGAAUCUAUGAAGUGUUUGUUACAAGAAUUCUGUUCAAAACAUGGUGAGGAGGUUGCCGGUACGGUACGUGUAUUUUUAUAAUUUAUAUUGUUUUGUAAUAAAGUUGUAUACAUGUUUCU
Homarus americanus (American lobster) is the source of this 3289-nucleotide messenger RNA. RefSeq lists its product as uncharacterized. The transcript has 13 exons. The coding region runs from base 656 to 2413 and encodes 585 amino acids. Lineage: Eukaryota; Metazoa; Arthropoda; Malacostraca; Decapoda; Nephropidae. The record is from RefSeq and is a predicted model, not a curated record.